Lactuca saligna is the source of this 324-nucleotide messenger RNA. The record is from the annotation of a GenBank genome assembly. Lineage: Eukaryota; Viridiplantae; Streptophyta; Magnoliopsida; Asterales; Asteraceae.
AUGACUCUAGUUGAGAUGGAUACUACUCAAAAUGAUAUGCAAGUUACUCCUACUGAUGUUGAUUCUAGUAGUGCAGGGCAUUUUAGUCAGUCUAUGCAAGUUACUCCACCUAGAAGCUAUGAAGGUGAUGAGGGUGUUGUGGGUGAGGAAGCUGAGGAGGGUGGUAAUGUUCAAGAUGAUGAGGUUCAGCAGGUAAGGGUUAAACCAAUUUCAGAGAUUUUGAAGAUAAUAAGGAGAAAAAAGUCAGAGAGAAUUUUGAAGCUGAAAUUAGGGAAGAGAAUUGGUAGUGUUGAUGAUCCAGGAAAUUCUAAAGGGAAAAGCUAA